Messenger RNA from Vespula pensylvanica (western yellowjacket), 1700 nucleotides. It is a transcript of the gene Kal1, whose product is annotated as anosmin-1. The coding region runs from base 75 to 1616 and encodes 513 amino acids. Gene Ontology annotation, cellular component: extracellular region; cell surface. The record is from RefSeq and is a predicted model, not a curated record. Gene Ontology annotation, molecular function: protein binding; peptidase inhibitor activity. Gene Ontology annotation, biological process: neuron differentiation. The transcript has 8 exons. Lineage: Eukaryota; Metazoa; Arthropoda; Insecta; Hymenoptera; Vespidae.
AAUAUUAUCCAAGGACGUCUACCAUCUUCGUUAGACUUCAGCUGACGGCGAAAGUCCCUUUGGCAAGCGGCUCGAUGCUUCCACCCGGUAGGCCAACGUCCAAACGCAACUCGGGCUCUAGCAGCAUCGAAGGCAGCAACGGCUGGCGGCCACCACCUACCACCACCACCCUUAAAAAGUGGUGGCCAUGGUGGUUACUACUGCCAGGAUGUUUCGCCUCGUGGACAAAGUACGUCGAGGAGUACGACUCGAUCAGAGUCGCCAGAUGCGACGCACGCUGCGGGGAUAAUCAUCCGGACGAGUGUAUAGAAAAUUGUCUAGCAUCGAAUUACUCGAAACCUGGUUAUUGUCCUGACACUGCUUUCAUGUCACCCUUCGAAGCCGUUUGUUUGAUCGCUUGCGAUAGCGAUUCACGUUGUCCAGACUUGGCAAAAUGUUGUUCGCACGAUUGCGGAGUCACGUGUAUGCAUCCUAUCGGUUUAGACAACAGAACUGAUUUACCACCGAUCCCGCAAAAUCUACAAAUAAGACAACAAAAAAGUAAUCUAAUCCAUUUGAAUUGGCGAAACAUUGGGCAUGUUUAUUCAAAUGUAUCCGGUAAUGGGGAUGUCAGAUAUUUAGUGGAGGAACGUCAUCUUAUCGGUCCACGUUAUUUAGAAUCCAGAUUAAGUUCAUGGACCGUUCGACACGUUUCUACGAAACCUCACGCGACUCUUCGUGGUCGAUUGAAGACAGGCCAUUGGUAUCAAUUUCGUGUUGCAGCCAUCAAUGGGAACGGCUCGAAGGGUUACUCUCAACCAUCGAGACCUUUCAAGACGAAAGAGCCACGAAAUCCUAAAGAACCACAGAACCUGACCCUUUCAGGGGCACGUUUGGUCGGUGGAAAGUUGAGAAUCAAUCUCCGAUGGGUUAAACCCGCAUCGGACGUUCCGAUAACCUUUUACAAAGUUUUCUGGAGCAGACGCAUUCACAGUCCAACGAACGACUCUGUACUCGUAUAUCACAGGACCGUUCUAAAGGAUAAAACUUGUUACGAGUUGAAGAACUUAGAACCAAAGUGUCAAUACUUUCUUCAAGUCCAAGCGGUUGCGUUGUACGGUGGAAGACGUCUGGCCUCUCGAAAGGCGUCAAAAGUUUUCAACGCAACGGAUUAUAUGGCCUUUGCCGACGUCGGAAGACGUUCUCGCAGGUGCGAAAGAUAUCAGGAAGGUCUUCACGUAAGAAGAAUGAUAUGUCAUUGUGGUGACGUUAAGGUACGAUUGGUAUGGCCGAUUAAUCAAGAUGCAAAAAUGUAUAAUAUCAGUUGGAAGGAAGAAUCAUGUACUACGUCGAUCUACGAGGACAAUGUGAAUACGAAAAAGAGACCAUCGUGGAAAACGAUUCAGACGCCCCAUUACGAUCUACGUAAUCUUAAACAAGAUUGCACGUACAGCGUCAACGUGAGAAAUUUAUAUAGCAAUGAUAAAAGGGACGAACACGGUACGAGCAUAGAGUUCUUCGCUACGGGAUGCCAACAGGAUCGCGACGAAAAAAGAUGGAAGUAUUCGAGUAACAAGGCUGCACAAUGUAAAAAGAAAUCUUCCAAGAGUAAAAAAUAUUCCGAGGAUACAGAUUGACAUUGAAAUUAAUUCACAAAUUGAUUCGAUAUUUUUCAUUAGAAAUUAAUUCGUUUUAUUAUACAAUGUUAUAUUUAUAUUUAU